Messenger RNA from Diuraphis noxia (Russian wheat aphid), 661 nucleotides. RefSeq lists its product as uncharacterized. The record is from RefSeq and is a predicted model, not a curated record. NCBI's taxonomy places the organism in Eukaryota, Metazoa, Arthropoda, Insecta, Hemiptera, Aphididae.
GUCCGUGACGUCGUCGUAUAUUUUACACGCACACAAGCGCACGACACGCCAUCUCUUCUUGUUAUUUUUACGCGCCGUUCUCGCGUGCGUGUGCGUGUGCCCGUGUGCGUUGUCGGCCGAGUGGCGGCGGGGAACAGGUAAACGACGUAUACGCCGCGACUGACAACAAUGGACGAUGACGACGACGAUAAUGGUGAUGGCGAUGACGAUGAUGACGAUGACGAUGGUGAUGGUGAUGGUACACUGCCGCCUACUCGACCGGUGCGCGAACACACACACACAUACAUACGAAAAAGAAAACGUAGCCAUCUCGUAUUAUUAUUCGUCGGACUCGGUGUCGGUACCUUUAUUCGGGUGACGCCGUCCGAUUUUCAUUAUGCGAUUUUGGGAUGUUAUCCKCCACCGUCGUACGCGCACAACACCGACGCUAAACGCCGAAUCAUUAUUCUCGUAUACAAUAAUACUUCUACAUUUGUGAUAUAAUAUUUUAUAUUUUGUUCCAUCGACGACAAUUGCUUUUGUGUGUGUGUGAUGGCCGGUAGAUAGCACACAUCGCUACUUGCACAUGUCGAGACGAUGUACGUUUUUAACGGUUUUUUUUCAUUCUUUUUAACCGACGCCCGCUGACGACUCUUCCACCCUUCUGCCGACCGACUAAUGU